CAGGGAGCAAUAAUAGAUCAUGAGACAUGAUACCGAGGUUUCGUGAAUCCGGUCUCACGCUGAAGCCAGCAGUCGCAACCCGGGCUCCGUGAGGAUAUCCGCCCUCAUUUCGCGCAGCAUCGACGCCUGUCAUCAUGUGUGGAAUUUUCGCCUAUCUGAACCACCUGACUCCGAAGGAUAGGAAGGAGGUGUUUCAGAUUCUGAUUCAGGGACUGCAGCGGCUGGAGUACCGUGGUUACGACUCGGCGGGCGUUGGAGUGGACGGAAAGGAUGGCUCCAUCGAGAUCUACCGGGCCAAGGGCAAGGUCAAGAACCUCGAGGACCUCAUCAUGUCCGAGGACAACAAGCAAGACAUGAGUGAGAUUCUCAAGACGCACGUCGGCAUUUCGCACACGCGCUGGGCCACGCACGGCGUGCCGGCGCCCGUGAACGCGCAUCCUCAGCCAUCGGAUGCCUCCAAACAGUUCAUCUGUGUGCACAACGGCAUCAUCACCAACUACAAGGACAUCAAGCAGUUCCUGAUUGCCAAGAACCACGUGUUCGAGUCUGAGACCGACACCGAGAUCAUCUCAAAGCUGACGCUGCACAUGUACCGCGACCACCCGAACCACACGUUCCAGCAGAUUGUGGAGCUCGUCAUCCAGCAGCUGGAGGGUGCGUUCGCGCUGUGCUUCAAGUCUGUGCACUUCCCGAACCAGGUGGUGGCUGCCCGGCGCGGCUCGCCCCUGCUCGUGGCCAUCAAGACCAAGGAGCACCUGGCCACCGACCAUAUCCCCAUCAUGUACAGCAAGGGUAUGGGCGAGUCCACCGAACCCGUGAACCUGCAGGGACUCGGCCAGGGUGGAAGAGAGGACUUCAAAGGCGAGAACACCAAGUCGCGGAAGAUCAGCCCGGCUGAUGCGCGUCACGUGCCGGCCGGUACUCACGGCGUUAACGUGCCACUGAUCCCGCGCACCGAGUCCACGGCUGAGUUCCUGCCGACUGGCGACUCUCAGGAGAUCGAGUACUUCCUGGCGUCGGACGCCUCUGCCGUCAUCGAGCACACCAACCGCGUCAUCUACCUGGAGGACGACGACGUGGCCUGGAUCCGUGACGGUAUGCUCAGCAUCCACCGUCUGAAGCGGGAGAGCAUGGACGAGUGCAGCACGCGCGAGGUGCACACACUCAAAAUGGAGAUCCAGGAGAUCAUGAAGGGCAGCUUCUCGUCGUUCAUGCAGAAGGAGAUCUUCGAGCAGCCUGAGUCUGUCGUCAACACGAUGCGAGGACGCAUCAACUUCGAGGACGAGACUGUGGUGCUCGGCGGCAUCAAGGACUACCUGCCGGAGAUCAAGCGCUGCCGUCGUCUGAUCCUGAUCGCGUGCGGCACCAGCUUCCACUCCGCCAUCGCUACGCGCCAGCUGCUGGAGGAGCUAACGGAGCUGCCCGUGAUGAUCGACCUGGCGUCCGACUUCCUCGACCGCAAGACGCCCAUCUUCCGCGACGACGUCUGCUUCUUCAUCUCGCAGUCCGGUGAGACGGCCGACACGCUGAUGGCUCUGCGCUACUGCAAGUCCCGCGGCGCCUUGAUCGUGGGCAUCACCAACACAGUGGGUUCGUCCAUCUGUCGCGAGUCGCACUGCGGUGUGCACAUCAACGCCGGCCCCGAGAUCGGCGUGGCCUCCACCAAGGCCUACACGUCCCAGUUCAUCUCGCUGGUCAUGUUCGCUCUGGUCGUGUCCGAGGAUCGGCUCUCCAUGCUGCCGAGACGCCGCGAGAUCAUCCAGGGUCUGAAGGUGCUGCCGGAGCUGAUUAAGGAGGUGCUGGCGCUGGACAGCAAGAUCGAGGAGCUGGCCACCGGUCUGAAGGGCGCCCGCUCCAUGCUGGUGAUGGGUCGCGGCUACAACUACGCCACCUGCCUCGAGGGAGCCCUGAAAGUGAAGGAGAUCACGUACAUGCACUCGGAGGGUAUCCUGGCCGGAGAGCUGAAGCACGGCCCUCUGGCGCUGGUCGACCCCGGAAUGCCCAUUGUGCUCAUCUGCACCAGGGAUCCCACCUACGUGAAAUGCAUGAACGCGCUGCAGCAGGUGACCGCCCGCGAGGGCCGGCCGAUUCUCAUCUGCAGCAAGGGCGACACCGAGCCGGCGCGCUUCUCCAACGCGCUGCUCGAGAUCCCGCACGCUGUUGACUGCCUCCAGGGCCUCCUGACGGUCAUCCCGCUGCAGCUGCUCUCCUAUCACCUCGCCGUGCUCCGCGGCUGCAACGUCGACUGUCCGCGCAACCUCGCCAAGUCGGUGACGGUCGAGUGAGCCGACCGGCGCGACACCUAGGGAUCAAUUCGGGAACCAUAGCUGCCGCCGCCGUCCACAGGUGGCGAGCCGGCCGAGCCGGCUGGCGGCCAGUGCCUUAGUGAUUAGCACUUGAACUUUGAAAGUGUUGUGUAUUGCAUAUAUGUGAAUGGUGAUUGCUUGCCAAACGCUGUCGAUAUCAGCGAUGUGUCCUGGUGUCGGGUCAUCAUGAAGUAUAACUUCCCGCAGCCGACAGUAGGUGGCAGUGCGUUCUAGCGCUGGGUGGCUUUGAACAGCCUUUUAUAUCAACGGACGAGACGACAACGUACAAUUAAGAUCAUAGAGAACCCUACGAGAGACCUAGUGGUCAUUGCAAUUCCAACGAAGGGACCACAAAGCUAACUAACCAUGUCAAGCAUGCGCGUUAAAGGCUGGGACUUUAACGCCACAAUGUCCUCUGAAUGCCAUGGAGUAACGGAGGCGAACUAGGACGGGAGGAGUGGAGGAUUGGAGGAUUUAGGAGCUGGUGGAAUGGAGGAGAGGCCAGGGUGGCGGGGGCCUUAUGUAGCGGGUCUGUAGGAGCAUGAGGUAGCACACAGGUGGUAGCUUAUCGGGGCUUCUCUGGGAUUUCCACGGGCUAAGGUUGGGCUGGUGGGUGGAGGCUUCACUAAAAAUAUGCUGCUCUCUUGGGAUUUCUGGGAUUUCUAUGGGAUUAGGGACGGUAAGGGAGGGAGGGGUGGGGAUUCGGCGCGUGACUUCUGUGAUUUGUUAGAGUAGUAAUUUUGUGAACGAUUAUAUGGCACAGCUUCGCUGAAUUAUUUGAAACGGCCUUUACGUUUAAGUAUUGAAGCUUUUGUUUCAGAAAAUUCAGCAUUUGAUUGUGAUAUUAUGUGCAAUGCUUAGUACUUAAGCAAUGCGAAGCGUUGUCGAACAUUGUGAUGAAAUUCCUAGCAGCGAAGCUGUGUCAUAUUUUCCGAGGUGAAUGGACUUCUUACUUGUUCUUUAUCAUGUGUGUUGGUCACGAAAUCCGGUACUAUCAUGGUGCGAUUUAUUACGGCAUCAAUUUUCCCCUAACGAUUGUACUACUGAAGUACUGCUCAUGAAUUUCUUUGGUAAUAAAGGUAUAUUCAAUCAUA
Amphibalanus amphitrite is the source of this 3400-nucleotide messenger RNA. RefSeq names its product glutamine--fructose-6-phosphate aminotransferase [isomerizing] 2-like. Gene Ontology annotation, biological process: UDP-N-acetylglucosamine metabolic process; protein N-linked glycosylation; fructose 6-phosphate metabolic process. Gene Ontology annotation, molecular function: carbohydrate derivative binding; L-glutamine:D-fructose-6-phosphate transaminase (isomerizing) activity; phosphatidylinositol binding. The record is from RefSeq and is a predicted model, not a curated record. The transcript is spliced from 18 exons. The coding region runs from base 135 to 2285 and encodes 716 amino acids. NCBI's taxonomy places the organism in Eukaryota, Metazoa, Arthropoda, Thecostraca, Balanomorpha, Balanidae.